GCCGAAAAUCGCAACACAAACAACAAAUACGAAGCACAUCAAAAUACCACGCCACGUGCACGCACACACCCUUCCCUUGAUGAUCACCACGCCCUAUCAUGUCUGAGACGAAGGAGCUGCUGGGGUUUCUUGACCUCGACACACGCGAGGAUGUGCGCAGCGGUGCUCUGCGCAUCGUCCUCGGCCUCACAGCGUCAGAGCAAAGCAAAGACUUCUUCAAGGCAAACCCAGAGUUUGUGGAUGCCAUUGUCACACUCGUCAAGGACGAUGACUCUGCGGCUGUGCGGCGGGAUGCCUUCUGCGCCCUCACCAAUCUCGCCGAGAUUGAGCACUGCGCCCACCGCAUGAUCGAGAAGGGUCGUGCCAUCGAGGCCUCCAAGCACGCGCUGCGCCUGUACGACACCUACCGCAAGCACGACAGGGCUGUCAACGCGCUCAUCGUCCAGGCAUCGUGCCACCUUGAACUGUCGCGUCCAGGCGAGGUGGUGCAGGGUUGCUUGGACCACCUUCGCCGCUGGGAGAUGGCCGAGGUUGAAGACCAACCCGAGGACCACGCGCUGCUCGCGCUCCUGUAUGCGAAGGUGGGGCGCGCGUUCUUUGAGCUGCAGAAGUUUGAUAUUGCGGCCGACACGCUUCAGUCGGCACUUCGUAUCUGCCCGCACACAAGCGGUUACCGCGGCACUCUCCUGCAGAACCUCGGCGCAGCCCUCAACGCAACAGGGUCGUUUGAGGAAGCCGUGACGUUCCAUAAACAGGCGCUCAAGGAGUUUGUGCAGUCGCCUCAGGCCAUAUCUGAGCACCUCGCAAACAUCCGCGAUAACCUCGGCUUUGCUGAGGGGAUGACGGGCGAUUUAAAUGCGGCGUCCAUGAGUUUGGAGCGCGCGCACGUGCUGUGGCUGGAGGCGGGCCUGCCGAGCAUGGCUGUGCUGUCCUUGGAGCGGCUGGGUGGCGUUUUGGAGCACUUCAACCUGCCGCAGCGCGCGCUUGUGCACUACCAGCGCGCCAUUGGCUGUGCGGCGUCAAACGGGCUUGAGGAGGACCGCACACGCGUGGAGGAAAAGGUACAGGCGAUAUGGGAUGCGCUUACGGACGCGGAGCACAAGCGCAUGUAUGGCAACGCAGCCGCCAUCAUGGCAGCAGAAGCAGAGGCAGCGGUAGCGGUUACACACACCGGCACAGACACGCCGGCACAAGCACCAACAUCGCACCAGCAAAAUCAGCAGCAGCAGCAGCAGCAGCAAGGCGCCUUCGAUCGGAGGGCAGAGCAGCCUGCAGCCAUGAGCAGUUAUGGCAACACUGGCAGUGAUGGCGAUGAAGAUGAUGGUGUUGGCGUUGGCGGGGAUGGCCGUGGUGGUGGUGGUGGUGGUGAUGAGGAUGGAGGUGUGGGUGAUCGCAGACAGCUAGCGUCGUUUGGUCCCAGUCGCAGCAGCGGCGAUACCAUCAUGCUGGGUGUGCCUGACGAUGAGGAGGAGGACCAGGAUCGCUACAACGGCCAAGGUGGUGAUUGGAUUCCAUUCACAGAUAAUGGCCAGUGGCACCGGCAACAGCAGCAUGGAAGGGGCGUUAAUGAGGCAUCAUAUCUUGCGCCGACGCCUGCGGGGUUUGGCCACGGCGACCCCAGCUAUGCGGAGAUCCCCACGCUCAGCGAAACGCAGCUCGAGCACGUGCCUCCUGCCACGCCCAGCGUGAGUCGGGGUGCACUGCAGCAAGCGAGCGUCGUCGCUGCGCCAAGCACGGAUAGAAACGGAACAACCAACACCAGCAGAGUUGCCAACACUGGCAGCACUGGGAGGCGCAGUGGCAGACGACGGGAAGACGUGAGAGGGCGUGGAAGUGCACGUGGGAGUGGCAGAUCGAGACCGCACAGUAAGGGCGAGGGCCCCGAUGCAAGCUCCCGAGCAUGCACCAUCAUGUGACAGUGUGCGUGCAUGCGUGUGAAUGAAUGGGUCUGUGUGUAUGUUGUGUGCGUGAACGUGAGUGAGUGUCUGCUUGCUUGGCGGCUUCUGUUCUCGAUUGUGUGUUACUUUAUGACAUGACAUGUGAUGUUCAUUAGGAUGCUGUGUAUUUGAAGUUGAGUUGCAGUGUGCAUUCGGGAGCACACAAUUAUGUUGCAAUUAAGACAUAGAGAAAUCAAUAUGCAUUGAG
Salpingoeca rosetta is the source of this 2145-nucleotide messenger RNA. RefSeq lists its product as uncharacterized. Gene Ontology annotation, molecular function: protein binding. NCBI's taxonomy places the organism in Eukaryota, Choanoflagellata, Craspedida, Salpingoecidae. The coding region runs from base 99 to 1916 and encodes 605 amino acids. The transcript is spliced from 7 exons. The record is from RefSeq and is a predicted model, not a curated record.